Messenger RNA from Medioppia subpectinata, 492 nucleotides. The record is from the annotation of a GenBank genome assembly. NCBI's taxonomy places the organism in Eukaryota, Metazoa, Arthropoda, Arachnida, Sarcoptiformes, Oppiidae.
AAGUCGUCGACACAAAUAUCGUCGGAUGUGUUGAAGAAUGAGUACAGUUUCAACGACAACAACAUCAGCGAACUGAUCCGUACGGGACUACUGGCCCGACACCGAAAUCCGGGCCACUUUCUGCUAUCUGUGCCAAACGCCGGCGAAUUUGCCAAAACUUUUGAUUUCGGCAAAAAGUUUUUGCUUUCAAUUAUCAAGAAAUGUAAAUAUAAAGAGAUUUUGGGUUCGGAACUAAUGAAGAGACGACUUCCUAAAGACAUGAAGUUUAGUUUGGAAUAUCAUAUCUACGAUCUCAUCGGCUCUCAAGUCAUUCACACAGUCGAGACUCCAAACGACACACUCCUCAGAAUGACCUGAAAAUCAAAUUACCAUAAAAUAUCAUCAAUUUAUAAAUUCCGUGCAUUUAUUUAUAUUAAUAUACAAUGAAUUUAAGACUUAAUUCAAGUCUAAUGUUUUUAUAUAAAAUUUUCAAUUAUUGUUAAGUUUAAUGAA